Schistocerca gregaria is the source of this 6253-nucleotide messenger RNA. Its product is annotated as O-glucosyltransferase rumi homolog. The record is from RefSeq and is a predicted model, not a curated record. Gene Ontology annotation, cellular component: endomembrane system. Bases 464 to 1672 code for a protein of 402 amino acids. The transcript has 6 exons. Gene Ontology annotation, molecular function: UDP-xylosyltransferase activity; UDP-glucosyltransferase activity. Gene Ontology annotation, biological process: protein O-linked glycosylation; positive regulation of Notch signaling pathway. NCBI's taxonomy places the organism in Eukaryota, Metazoa, Arthropoda, Insecta, Orthoptera, Acrididae.
ACAGUCGUACUGUGGCGCCAUUGAAGCUAUCACAUGCCGCACACUAAAUCAAUGAACGGAAGAGAGCUCGCUUAACACUUUAAUAAUAAGAAGAACGUCAUGCCAUAUAUUCAAGAGCGUUUUAUAAAAUAAAAAAUGCUAAUUUAAAUGAAAGUAGGUAACUGCGUAACUCGCGUAAAAGAUAUUAUACCACCAUCUGGCGGCUUCUCUGUGUAUAUACUAUGGAAGAGGGAAUUUUGUCGUGUGCUACGGUUGUUACUUUGUUGUCAAAUGUUGUAUGUCAACAGUAAUGUGACUGGGUGGCCUCGCGUUAGGUUAUUUCUUGCAGGUUAUUGCGUGUGAGGUGUGGUAACGUUGGUGUAUUCCCGUUAUUAUAUCAUAACGGGACUGUGUCGUGUUGUAGCGUAGUGUUUGUCGCUUUGGUGUUAAACGAAAUACUACGAGAGUACGUUAUUUCUUUGAUAUGAAUUGGGUUUUCAUGCUGUAUCUGCUAUUUACCGCCCUUCAUGUUGUUUCACUGGAUAAAAAUGGCUACUGUUCGUCUGACAGAUUUGACGAGGAUGACAAAUGCACGAAAUUACCAUCCUCCAAGGUUAAAGAUAACAGUGAAAGUUUCAGUCACUAUAAGACACUGAUAAGUGAUGCAAUAAAGAACUAUGUUCCUUGUAAACAGGAAAACUGCAGUUGCUAUUUAACAGUCAUUGAUGGUGAUUUGAAGAAUUUUGCUGGAGGUAUUUCAAAGCAGAUGAUUGAUUCUGUUGCAGAUCGGGGCACAAGGUACCAAGUGAUAAACCAUCAUUUGUAUCGUGAGGAAACGUGCAUGUUUCCAGCUCGCUGUGCAGGUGUGGAACAUUUUCUUCUGGAGCUACUUCCAAAAAUCCCAGAUGUUGAAUUUGUUCUGAACACCCGAGAUUGGCCACAAAUAAGCAAGAAUUUUGGUGUGCCGAAGCCAGUGUUUUCUUUUAGCAAGACCAGCCAGUAUUAUGACAUAAUGUAUCCUGCAUGGGCGUUUUGGGAAGGUGGACCAGCAAUACACUUGUAUCCAAGAGGCCUAGGAAGAUGGGAUCUUCAUCGGGAAUCAUUGGUGAAAGCUGCUGCUAAAUGGCCUUGGGAAAAGAAGAAACCAACUGGCUUCUUUCGUGGUUCACGAACUAGCCACGAGAGAGAUGAAUUAAUUAUGUUAUCACGUGAACAUCCUGAUUUAGUAGAUGCACAGUAUACAAAAAAUCAAGCUUGGAAGUCAGAAGCUGACACCCUGUACGCACAGCCAGCUGAAGAAGUAUCACUAGAAAGACAUUGUGAAUACAAGUAUCUAUUUAAUUUCCGGGGAGUUGCAGCCAGUUUUCGAUUGAAACAUCUCUUCUUAUGUAAGAGUUUAGUGUUUCAUGUUGGUGACAACUGGAUUGAGUUCUUUUACCCAGCUCUGAAGCCGUGGGUACAUUAUAUACCAGUUAGUAGUACAGCGUCAAGAGAAGAUAUCAGAAAUCUUCUGGAAUUUGCAGAGAGUGAGCCAGAUUUAAUGAAAAAUAUAGCAGAGACGGGUCACCAGUUCAUAGUGAACAAUCUAAGAAUGAAAGAUGUACGGUGUUACUGGAAAGCUUUAAUGAAAAAGUAUGCAAAAUUAUUGACAUUUCAACCAAAGAGAAAUAAGUCUCUGAAGGAAAUAAAAUGAAUGUGUGUAUUCUUGCUGAUAUCUUUGCAAUUUUUAGAAUAUGUUCUCCAAAUAGGGGAAGCCCUGAGCAGCAGACAAGCAUGUAGAAUAUGCAUUGCUUUUGGCACUUGUGUGUGUGUGUGUGGGGGGGGGGGGGGGGCACAUAGGUGCAAACAUUCAUACAUUUUUUUAGCUCCAGUGAAAGUCUUUGUCUGAAAUCUAAUAAGCAUUGCCACCUAUUUUUAUUUGCCUAUCCAAUGCUCAGUGCAUUCUCUAUUUGGUGAGUGACAAGUACUUGAUGAGUAGUCAUCUAUCCUGUUAUACAUUUGAUCUUCCAUCCUGGAUGUAUUUCUUUGCAAUUUUUGCUCUUCCUGUCUUGCAGUUUUUGUAAUGCAAUGUUAAGUGUCUAGCAUAUUUUAUUGCAUUAGUAGCUUGUUACUUUUUGUGUAACAAGUUUAACAUAUCUACAUGUUCCUAUGUAUAAGUUACUUUGAUAGGUGUGUGACAUUCAAUUUGCAGUUUUACAUAAACUAGUUUGAAAGAUAUACAUAUUGCUGUCCACUGUGUAUCCUUUAUAUCUCAUGCAAUAGAGUUAAACUGUAUCAUUCCUAUUAGUCUAGUUGUUGGCCAACUAAUACAUACUUAAAAAAAUGAAUUUUCUCACAAUGAAGUGGAUAUAAUAGUUUUCCACUGUGUCCAUGAAAUGAAUUGUUCUCUUGGGGUAAUUGCAUAAUUUUUUUCCACAUUAUACACUAUUGUUCAGAGACACAUACACAUUCUUUCAUGUCCAUUUUUCUAAAAACAAUCAAGAAAUGAGUGAUGAGAAUAGAAAGUAGAUUUAUUAUUGAUUGAGGUCUGCAAGUUUUUAAAACUUAACUUAAACUCUGAAUAAAAUCUUAGAGGAAUUAGUGUUUAUAUUCACUUGUCAGUAGGCUGAGUAUUCAGUAACUGAUGUUUCAUACUGAUAAUUUAUGUAAAUGUGUUUAUUGUUUCUUUAAACUGGACUAGAAGUUCUGCUCUCACUUAGUUAUUCAUUGACAGCACAGUUGCACACCACUACUCAGAAAUGACAUUUUCUAAAUAUAUGUUACCAUUCUCAUGUAUCAAAUAUAAUGCAUUAUAAAUACAAGGUGUUUAAAAAAGAAUGGUGCAGUUUUAAAAAUGAAUAAUAAGUAGAUUUAUUAUUUUAUGUGGUCAGACCUUGCAGCAUGAGCAGUGGCAGCUGUCCAAGUUUUUGUUGCAUUAAUCACAAUCCUUCAAUAUGUGCACACUUGGUCACAUGACAUACGUUUAUUUAAAAAAAAAAAAAUCUCAGAAUAAUACUUAUGUUAUGAAACUGCAUAAUUUCUCCAGGUCAAUAAAUCAUCUUGUGGCAGGAAAAAAAAAAAAAAAAAAAAAAAAAGAUUUUCCAUGUUCACAGCCAUGAUAGUGUAGUUUGAUGGACAUGAUAUUUUGGUCUACAGACAUGACUAUAAAUUAGAUAAUCACUUGCACUUCCUGUGUUAAAUAAAAAUGAGCUUAAACUUCAGUUACAAACUUAUUAGUCUAUAUAUAACCAUAGCUGAGCUUUGAUUUAAGCAAUAUUAGGCCAUUACGUUAUUUUCCAUUUCAUUUAUACACAGCUUAAUUCAUUAUACAUUACAUGAACUACAUUUACAUUUGUUUAAAUAAAUAUUUUCCAGUUAAAUCUGCUUUUAAUGUAACAUAUUUUUUCCAAUGCUUAUAAAUUUUUAGACCCAAGUAGUAACAUAAACCUUAUAAGAGUCACAUAAAAUUAAAAUUAAAUGGAAGAAGAAACAUUAUUCUAAAUUGUACUUGUCAGUAUUAACUAGCAAAUAUUGUUGCUUGUUAUUCAUAACAGGCAGUUCUAAUUUUCUGACUAUGUCUGCUCUAUCCACAGUAUAAUAAUGAUCAGAUUCUGGCACAAAAUGAUUGUUCUUUAGUCUACAAAGGUAUUUAAAACUAUACUCAUUGUCACUAAAUUUGGAAUCAGUCAUAGCUGCAUAUUGAUUUAUCAUCAUUUUCGCAGCCGAUUUAACAAUUACAAAAUCGCUGACUUUAAAUUGGGAUUCCAGCGAACAUAUAUCACCCUUGGGAGGGUCCCCAUUUGUGUCUGAAUAAGUGUCACCGUAGCCCAGUUUCUUUCUUGUUUUAGAAUCGGAGACGCUUGGUUGAGGGAGAUCAGUUUUAUAAAAUGUAAAUUUGGCAAGUGUUUUAAAGUAAUUACAGUAAAUAGUAUUAAAAUUAUUUUAUUAGUCAUGUGUUCCUAUGCAUAUGUCACAAUUUUAACAUUACAAUAUCAUCAGAGUAAUAAAUAUAUAAAAUGGGAUACUUCUUGUAGUUUUUAAUUUAAUUUGCCCUUUGGUAUAAUAUGAACAGUGAAUAUUAACAGCACAUUUUGCAUAGCUGAGUUUUCUUGCCCAGAUAGUUGACUUUUUUUUAUGAACUUCAGGCUAUUUUCUGUUUGCUCAAAGUUCCUUUUAACACAGGAAAUUUAUUGGGAAGCAUCUUUUCAAUCUGAGUUAUAUCAUUAUCUUCAAUUCUGUAAAGGAUAAUUCCAGGACAAGAUGUUUCAAGUUCUUGUAAAUGUCAAUAUUUGUAAUAUUCGUACUGUAGGCAACCAAAUUGUCGGCCAUUCUUUUUAAACAACCUCCAACACCAUCUGGGAUUUCUUUAUUGUGGUCUUUCUCAUAAUAAUGCCAAUGCAAACUUUCAGUAUUGAGCUGUCUUACUAAAUGUGUUGCAGUAAGAUGAAACAUAUUUCUGUUUCAGUACUGAGUGCCUGCACUGUCACUUAAAAAAUGUACAUUUUUAAUUGCUGGAACUAUUUGUUGUUUCUUUAAUAUUGAUGGUUGAAAAUGAGCACGUAUUGCAAGUGGGUCAUGUUAUAGAUUACUACAGAAAGUACAGAAUGACUGACACUGUUCUGAAUUUUCAGUUUUAGAGUAGUAAUACUGAACACAGGUGUGUAAUGUAAUCUGGUUUGUUGAACCUUCAAAGUGAACUGAUUGUAUUUCAUUAGAAUAUUUACAGUUAUAAUUUUUAGAGAAAUCACAGAGGAGUAAAAUCUCAUGCACAGACAAACUGUUUUUAAUCACUCUAUGUUAUAUUGCUGUUUUAUAUUAUGUUCAUGCUACAUAAAUGAGGGCAGUAAAUAUUAUUUUUCUUUGUUACAAAUUCUUUCUUUCCAGCAAAUAACUCACUGUUGUUAUCCUGUUCCUUAAAUUCUAUUACAUCAUUAUGUGCAUUACUCAUUGUAGUAAACUGUGAAGUUGCUGAAGGCAGUUUAUCAUUUUUCAUUACCUUAAGUGAAAAAAAACUUCCAACACCCUUCAUUAGUAGAGGUAGUAGAGUCAGACUGGAGCAUUGUACUCCAUGGAUCCGUCCUUGGUCCGUUGCUGUUUCUGAUAUAUGCAAAUGACCUACCUUUUUCAUGCAAUACAUGCAAGUUAACCAUGUUUGCUGACGACACCAGCAUUUUGAUUAGUAACAAACAGCUCACUGAUAUAGAGGUUGAUGCCAACAAAUUACUUACAGUACUAUUAACAUGGUUCCAAGUGAACUCGCUCAUAGUAAACCUGAGCAAAACAAAUUAUAUCCAUUUCAGCCUUGACCACAAACUCCCCCAGGAGAUUACUGUUUUAAAUAACAAUAAUCAGAUACAAAGGGUACACUGCACCAAAUUCUUAGUCCUCCACAUAGACAGUUGUCUCAACUGGGACCACCAUGUCCUCAGGACUGUAAAAAGGCUGUCCUCAGCAAUUUUUGCCAUUAGGACAAUCUCACAAUUUGGAGACAUAAAUGUCACGAAGUCCACAUCUUUGCAUACUUCCACUCCAUUAUGUGUUAUGGCAUCAUCUUCUGGGGAAAUUCACCCUCAUCUAAAAAAUAUCUUCCUCAUGCAGAAAAAAGUAGUCCGUAUAAUGUGCAGAGUACCCCCGAGAACCUCCUGCCGUACGCUCUUUAAAAAACUUGGAAUACUUUCCACAACCUGCCAGUAUAUUUUUUCCCUAAUGAGUUUCUUGGUUGACAAUCCUGCCCACUAUGAAACCAAUGAAAGCUUCCAUUAUCACAAUACAAGAAAGAAGGCUGACCUCCACUUUGAACUAAAAAGUUUAACUCAGGUACAGAAAGGAGUGCAUUACUCCAGUGUCAAAAUAUUUAACUUAUUACCGAGCUAUAUAAAAAGUCUACGUAGUAACAGUGCAUCAAUCUAAAGACAUAUUUAAUCGAUAAAACGUUUUACUCACUUGAUGAAUACUUCAACAGAGAAAAGUAGUCUUUGUAUGUAUUUAUAUUUACUGUUGUUUGUUUAUGUUCUUUUUGUUCCUAUUUGUAGCCAUAUACUUACUGUGACAAGUAGGCUUUUGCAAUGUGAUAAACUUUGCAUAAUGUAUUAUUCCUACAACUUUAUUUUAGUUCAUUGUUAUUUUUGCAAGUCUUAUGUAAUUUAUGUCUAGUUCUGCUCUUGUAAACUAAUUGAUAUCAAGGUCUGUGAACAUAUAUUACUAAAGUCGUUCUACAUACUAUCGUCAUACGCAUAACAGGAUCUAUGGAAUUUGUAGAUAAAAUAAAUAAAAAUAAAACUUAUAUUUUUGAUAA